Leptopilina heterotoma is the source of this 2658-nucleotide messenger RNA. Its product is annotated as zinc finger and SCAN domain-containing protein 12-like. The record is from RefSeq and is a predicted model, not a curated record. The transcript is spliced from 4 exons. Gene Ontology annotation, cellular component: nucleus. Gene Ontology annotation, molecular function: zinc ion binding. Bases 308 to 2536 code for a protein of 742 amino acids. Lineage: Eukaryota; Metazoa; Arthropoda; Insecta; Hymenoptera; Figitidae.
UAGUUUAUUUUCCAUAGAUUUUAUUUCUGUGCGUGUAUUUAGAAAUUAUACACCAAUAGAAUUGGUAUUUUCGAAGAGUUUUCAUCUUCUCUUGCGUUGAGACACGUUUAAUCAUUUUUUUGAGGUUAUGUCAAAAAGUAAUUUUUUGUACGAAUUUGCAGCAACAAAUUCGUAUUUUCCAGAUGCUGAUAGAAUGAUAAUUGUGUGAAUUAUCCGAUUUUUCAAAAAAUUGUAAAUAAACUACAAUAAAAAAUUUUCCUCCCCCAAAAAAAACCAUCAGACAAGUAAAUGUUCAAGAGAAAAUAACAUGCCAACAUUAAAUGAAGACGAAGUGAUGGAAUUCGAAAUUGUCAAUGCCGAUUCAAUAAAAAUGAAAACAAACGUUCAACCCGGCACUGCAGGUGCAACAAUGAUGACAUUCGGCAAUGGUAUGGUGAAAGUGCCAAAUUUCAUAAUGAGCAAUAUCAAAAAUAUGACGAACACAACAAAAGUGCCAAAUACAUUUCAAAAUUUGGCGACAACAUCGAAUGCACAGAAAAUGAUACCAUUUAUUAGUAAACAGAGUUUGAGUGCAGUGAGAAUAUUGCAAAGUCCAAAGACAUUGUCAACAACUCAGACUACUAGUUCUCCUACUACCUCCACCACUACUAGUGGUUUAAAAUGUGUUACGAUUAAACAGGAAAUUAAUGCCCCACAAGAAUCACCACAGUGGUUGAAUUCUCCAAUGAAAAAAUAUGUAGCAAAAAAACGUGUAUCACCAUCGCCAUCGAAGUCGCAAAAUGUCGAGGAUCAUGCUUAUGUCAGUAAAUAUCAGAGUCCAAUUAUCACAAUGAAACGACUCAAUGUUCAACAGAAUAAAUUGAAACCAUCGAAAGUUGCCGAGCGUACCUGUCGAUUGUGCCUCCAAAUGAAAGAUAAAUUGACACCGUUAAUUUGCGGUAAUCACGCGAAACCGCAGUUUAAUAUUUUUUUAAAGGAAUGCUGCUCGAUUGAGGUAACCUUAGAGGAUCCGAUGCCAAAGUCUGUGUGCGACGAAUGUACCACAAAAUUGCAAUCCGCCUGGGAUUUCAGGAAUCUCUGUCAAAAAUCUGACAAUGAAUUACGUAAAUUUUAUAAGUUGCCACAGAAAAAUUAUUCCCAGCUUCGAGAGGAUAAUUUUAUCGAAAAAAUUGAAAAGGGAGUUCAGGUCGAAAGUUACGAUCGUAUGAAGAGAAAGGAAAUUCGUGAACUAUCAAAAAGGCCAAUAAAACAGGAAAUCGAAGAAGCCGUGGAGGAAAUGAACGAGCCAUUUGAACAACACCAAGAGCAAGUGUUACAGGAACAUCCCGAAGAAUUGCUAAUCGAGGCCCUCCAAGAAGAGCAGAAUCGAGCAUUAAAAGUCGACUACGAUGAAGACGACGACGACGACGACAACGAGGACAAUGAUAUCAAGGAAAAGGAAGAAAUCGAAAAAAUAGAAGACGAAAAAACAGACGACAACGACGAAAAUCCAGUCUCAUAUUUUUUCGAAUCAUUCGCACAGGAAAUAAGUAACGACGUGGAAAAUUCCGACACCGAACAACAGGAACAUCAUGAACCACACGAAUUAGUUGAAAUUAAAGAAGACAUUUCCGAUGAUGCAGCACCGGAAAUUGAUGAAAAUCCCGAACAAAUAGAAACAACAAAGAAGCGUACAGUGAAACGAAAGAAAAAACAGCAGAACGAGGAGAAGGAAAAAUAUCUCUGUCACAUGUGUCCACGUGUUUUCACCUCAAAAGCAUUUCUCGAGAGACAUUCCAAUUUUCAUCUAGCGGAGAAAAAUCACACAUGCGAAACAUGCAGUAAGGUAUUUAAAACGGAGGAGAAAUUAAAGACACACAUGAGGAUACACGAUAAGACAAAACGUUUUGAAUGCGAAGUCUGUGGCUUGAAAUAUGUCUACGAAUAUUUAUUAAAUUCACAUUUACGUCUUCAUGGCAAGGGCAAACCAUUGAGUACAGAGAAGCAUUUUCUCUGCGAGGUUUGCAGUAAAACAUUCGCCUCACAAUCCGGUUUGAAGCAUCAUCAGAAACUUCAUAUGGAUCUUAAACCCUAUAAAUGUCGUUUCUGCGAGAAAACAUUCACAAUGCCAAUCUAUCGAAAGAAACACGAAUUGAGACAUUCGGAAACAAGACGCUACAGUUGUCAUUUGUGUCCGGCGACUUAUCACUCAACGAACGGACUCACAAAUCAUUUAUUAUUGCACACUGGCGAAGCGCAUUAUCAUUGUAAAACUUGUGGCAAAUCAUUCAGACGUCGUAAAUAUUUGAAUGAGCAUAUGUUCACUCACACCGGUGAGAAGCCGUAUAUUUGUAAAAUGUGCGGUAUUGGCUAUGGAAAUUCGGGAAGUUUAUUCGCUCAUCAGAAACGAUGUCGGGCACAAUUCACCGAGGAGGUGACGAGAAAUAUUGUCGAGGAAGUUGUCGAGGCUGAGGCAAUGAUCGAGGAAUACUUUGAAGGCGAGGAAGACGAGGAGGAACAAGAGGAGGAAGAACAGGAGGAAGAGCAGAUUAUAUAAAGAUAAAAAAAAACUAUUAAUCGAGACAAAAAAAAUAUAAAUUGUUCCCUUAUUUUUUAAGUAACGUAAGUGUGAUCAAUUUUUAAUUUACAAAAUAUUUUUUCUCUUUUUUUUCAAUUUAU